CUCCGCCGGGCCGGAGGGAGCGGGACGUGUGUCCGGCUCCGUCCCGCAGCAUCCCGUGGUGUGUCUUCCCCCUCUCGCCGCUCCGGGAGCUCUCAGGCCGGCCACACGCCGUCAGCACCGCUGUUCCGAUCGCUGUUGACGGCCUGCGGUGGUUCUGCUGAGCAUGGGCCUGUGAGGGGUCCGGUGUGUGCGGACGGCCCUGGCCUGGGUGAUGGCCGGAGGCGGGACAGACACCGGGAGCAUCAGUGAUGUUCGUGGGUUGUUUGUGACACCGUUAACGGCGGCUAACGGGUUAGCUGCUAGCUGACCCGUUAGCCGCCGUUAGCUACUGCCUGCCGCCCUGUUCGCUGCUAGCAGCCCGACCCGGGCCCCCGGAGCCCAGGAGGCGGCGGAGGAGGCAGAGCCGUCACUCAGCGGCUCCCAUCCUCCGAGCAAGAUGGCUGAGUUUAUUGUGCCGACCUUGAGCGGAAUAACGGGAUGACUUGUUAUUUAUAGCACCGAGCUAACGGCUCAGGUGAACUGCUGGUGAUGUAACGGUCCGCCGUCAUAACACAACCCGGGGUUUGUGUUUUUUUUCAUGGAGUAACACUCCGCAAACACACCGCCCACCGGGCCGACAGGUACACGGGCGGACAGCAUCCCGCAUUAAAAACAAUGGGAUGCUUAGCCACAAGCUAACAAGCUGUCGGAGGUGCCCGCCGGCCUCGGUCAGCCCGGCUCGGCUCGGCUCACGGUCAUCGGCAUGUAUCCGGAGCCGAUAUACGCCCAGCCGAGCCGGGCUAACCGGACCCCGGGGUUCCGCCCCGAUGACGGGGUGAAGGUCCCCCUGUUUGUGGCCCCUGACCUGGUUUACAGGAGCCGCAGGGGUCCACGAGCCGGGAGUAACGGAGUAACGGUACUCAGUUACAGCACUGAUGCAAGGCUGCAGCUGGAGAGUAACGACAUGAAGGAGUGAAACUCGGAAAAUCUGAGAAAAAUAUUAAAACUGUGUGUUGCUGCAGCAACAGCUGACAGAUGAUGCUCUUGUGAGAGUGGGUGGGGCUACGUGGCCCUGAGGCCUUAAGGAGGAGUCUCAGCCCUAAGCUCCUCCCCUCUCUCGUCCCGAGACGGACCAAACGGACGGACACACAGACGGCCGUAACUCUCCCCUCCCUCCUCCUCCUUCCCCCCUCUCUCCCCCGUUCUCCCCUCCACCAGGCCCCUCCUCCCUGCCACCCUCCCCUGUCUCCCCCCUCGUCCCCUGCCACCAUGCUGUGGUCACGCUGCUGGUCGAGAGCCUGAGGAAGCAGACUCUGGAAGGCGACCCUGCUCAGCCAGGGGACUUGUACCUGUCCCUGCUGGACCCGAAAACCCUCGCAGAGUGCUGGCCCCCAGAUGGCUUGAUGCCUGAGAGCAGCUACUGGCAGCUCUGCCCUCCCUCCAAGUCCGGCCUGCAGGGGGGGUUGCUGAGCUCUAGUUUCCCGCCCGGCCCCUCGGCGCUGGUGCCGCCUGAUGCUCACCUGCAGGAGGGUGGCGACCCCCUGGACGCGGCCCCUUCUCAGCCGCCGUCGCAGCACCGCCCCCUGGCGCCCAGCACCUCAGCGUCCGAGCUGUCCCUCCCCGGAGCGGCGGUUCCCCCUCCGGGCCCUGGGCCCCCACCCCCGCCUCCUCCGCCACCCAAACGGCACUGCCGCUCGCUGUCGGUGCCCGAGGACCUGUCGCGCUGUCGCUACACGUGGCGGCCAAGCGCCUCGCGGGUCUGGACGCCCGUCAGCCGCCAGCAGUGCCACGGGGGAGCGGGGGGAGGGGUCGCAGGGGGAGGGGUCGCAGGAGGUGGUAUUGGGGUGGGAGUGGCAGGGGGCGGAGCCUGUCCUCUCCGCGCCCCCAGCUCCUCCCUGAACUCGUCGCUGCACUCCUCGUCCAGCCCCACCUUCUUCAGCCUCGCGCUGUCGCCAGACUCGCCGCUACCGUGGAGCUUCCCCUGGGACCCCAGUGAGGCGGCGGCGGGGGGAGGAGCCUGCUGCUGCUUCUUCCCCUCCCCUUCCUCUUGCUCCUCCUCUCCCUCCCCGCUUCACCCGCCGCCGCCUCCUCAGCGGCGUUUCUCACUCUCCCCGGUGCUCAUCAGAGACUCGGCUGCCUCCACCUUCCUGCCCCCGCCUCCAGUGCCCAGCCAAGCGGCGGCGGCACCUCCACCUGGGUGCGUCAUGGCGGCAGGCGGCGUGACCACAGGCGGCCCUGUUCCCGCCUCGCCCUCAUCGGCCUGCAGCACGCCAUCGUCUCUGCGCCGCAGCCUACCGCCGCAGCUACCGCGCUGCCACUCGCAGCCAUGUGACCUGCUGCUCCUCAAACCGGGUCUGAAGAGACGCCGCGACCCCGACAGACCCUGCGCCCGGCCCGUCCUCGACUUCACCAAGAUGACACAGACACGCAGCAUCGACCCGCAGUGUCUGGAGCGCGGCGGCGGCAGGCUGGCCUGCGGCGGCGACCUCUGCAUGGGUAUGGAGCCCUUCAUGGGCGACUUCCGGGGCUCCUGCUCGCCGGCCGAGUGCCUGGGCAGGACCAGCAUUGGGCCGCUGAGCGAGAGCGACGAGGAGUGCCGUGAGGACGACGACGACGAUGAAGGAGAGGAGGAAGCGGACGAGCGCGAGGCGGCACAGCAGGCGGUGUUCGAGCGGGACUGUACAGAGCUGGACUUGAACUUAAUAGAAGAAAACUGACGUAUUUGUAAAUGAAGGCUGUUCUCUGUUCUUUAGUUUUAUUUUGAAAUUAUCUAACCCCGCCAUCCCCACUUCCUGGACCGCCACCGUCUCAACACUCGGCGCCUCCUUGCCAUAAAUCAGCAAGGCUCUCAGGAACAACACCUUCUCUCAUUGGACGAGCUGAUUGACACGACAGUGAUGAUGUGGCUGCCACCGUUAAACGCUCACCCGGAGUCUGAGGCGCCGUCGCCCGAUGCCUUCAGAUCUCUGAGGCCCAGAGUCUCCUUGCCUCAGGCGCUUGAACGCCACACCGCAGCGGUGUCCUGAAACAGCAUCACCACACCGGCCUCACCAACCUGAACCAGAACAGAACCCCGAGCUCGUCUUCCUGAAACGUUUGAGUACGAAACGUGUCAGGUGACGCUCAGGAAAUUAAAAUAUGGAUCAGGUACAGAGGAGAAACAUUCAGUCUGAAGGGUCUCGGGGUUAAAGGUUAAACUUUGCACUGUAGUGAUCAGCGCCACAGAGGGAGGGGUCAUCACUUCCAUCACACGAAAAAGACAAAGAACCAGAAUAAAAACCGAAUAUGUUUCUAAAUAUAUUCAGAGUUCCACCGACUCUCCAGGAGAGCUGUGGUAACGCUGCUCUGCUGCAGCACGCAUGAAAACAUCGUCAAGGUCAGAAUAAACAAGCCUGACCGGGGUUCAAUCGGCUCUGACCUCUGACCUUAGAGAAGAACAGGAUGUAGACUGAGCGAUAUUUCAUCUGUUCUGCUUCAGGCUCCGUUGUAAACGCAGGUUGGCGUUUCACUUGGACGCCGUCCCGUUUCACAGAUGCGACUGACGCUCAGCGACUCUGUGCUCAUUUCUGAGGCGCCGCCGUUUACUUUAGAAAAGGUUUAAAUUGAUCCAAACACUCGUGGAGUCACUGAUUCAAUCAAGCGUGAUCGCUUCAUCAUGAAAUCUGAUGUCAUACACACGCCUGUCCGGUCACAUGACUCGGCGUGGUGAUGCGUUCAGACUCCCGGCGGCCGUGCUGAGCGCUGGCAGCCACUGAUGCUGUUGUUCACCUGAGUGUUCACACAUUCCUGCUGCACACACCUGUCCCCAAAACCCCCCCGUGUGUGUGUAUGAGUGUGUAUUCAUAUCUUUGUGGGGACCGUCCCCUCGAGUUUGAAGACAUGUUUGAGACUCAGAAUGUGGUUUCAGUGUCAGGGUUACAGUUAGGCUAUGGUUAGGGAAAGCAUUAUGUCAGUUAUAUGUCCCCACAAGUAUAUGAAUACCCAUUUUGUGUGUGUGUGUGUGUUCUGGCACUGACGACACAGUCCUGGUGGUCAUGUGACUUGUAUCCAGACUGAAUCCAGACCGUUUAAAGUUUCGGGCGAACGAGUUUAGGAAAGCGAGCUCGGUCCACAUGAAGGAGUGGACACGAGCUGAUGCGAGCAAACGUCGGCAUAAUGACAAACACUUUGACACAUUAGGCUAACACGGAGGGGGUGGGGCUUAUAACCCACUCGGGGCCAUAGACUCCCAGCCCACCUGUGUAAAUUAUUAAUAUUAUAAGGGGCGUGGCCUCUUUGACCGACAGGUGGUGACAUGCUGUGUGGAUAAUUGUACUAAAAGACCAUCCAAGAAGGCUGAGCUCCAGUUUUGUGAGGAAGUUAUCAGGACAAAGUAAAGUACAAGUCUAAUAUUUGGAGUGGACGUUGCCUCUUUUCCUUCUGUGUGACUGCAGGACUUAGUGAAGGUUUGUCCCGGCAGGUGUAGCUGUUGGCGUACCAGUCGCACACGGUUGGUUUGGUUACAGGAGCAGUGUUAUAGGUCAGCGAGGGUUUUCUGUGUUACAGCGAUUACAUAUUUCUGUGAGUCUGGAUUCAGUCUGGAUGCUCAGAAACAUCGGACGCUGUGAACAUGGAAACGCUGGCUGAAAAAGUGACUUUGCUCUCAUUCUAACUUGAAACCCUCAAAAACAUAACAAAAACAGUCCUCUGAGCGUCCACUUCAUACUUUACAGUUUUGUAAGUGUCACGUUUUCGUGUCGUGUGCCCCACAAAAGCUCAACGCAGUAACUAUAUGAGACUUGACUCUAACGCUGUUAUGAUGUGUUACACGUAUGUGACGUUGGGGAGAAAACAAGUUAAAGCUAGUGUGUUCUCUCUUUACUGUUUCUAUUAUUUAAAAAAACAUCGUGAUGCUCCAACAUCUCAGUUAAACAGCUGCACUCCACCAUAAACAACAAACUGUUAAUGCUAAGCGCUAACUAGCCAAGCUUAGCAGAGCAGCAGUACCCAGAGGAGUAUCUGAUAAAGUCAUGUGGGUAAAUUUAAUGAAGUAAACUGAGAGGGUAAUGCAGAUGUUUUAUUUAUUUGAAAACUGUGUGUAAUAUUUAUUUAUAUUGUUAGAGUGUAAGACUGAGGUUUAGUUUGGCUCAAACUUUAGCAACACUUUAGCUUGUGUAGUUACUGCUGUCUGCCUUUAGGGGGCAGCGCUGCAAUCUCAUUAUUAAAUAGUUUUUUUUUGUGGGUUUCAAAGUCAUCGAGGAUGAAAUGCAGAGUUUCACUUUUUGUGACAGUUUGUACGUUUUCAUGUCACAUGAAAUAGCCGCUGGUGAUUCUGCAUUAGCACAGAUGAAGUCAGUAUUUCAAAUUUUCAACAUAUUCAGAAAUACAGUCGUCUUCCUCCAAUGCUUCACGUUUAUGCCUUUAGCAUGUUACCUUGGAAUAAAAUUAUAGAAGCACAAGAAUCUUAGAAAAUGUUGGAUGGGUUUCACUGAAUUCUUUAAACCAGCGACUCCCAAAGUCCUGAGUGCUGCAGCCCACUGCAAAACCAGAAACUCACAUGGGCCACUAAAGGUUAAAUCUUCACCCUAAUAACGUGACAAGAGUGAAGUAUUACCUUGAAAUGUUUAUCCAAAAAACUUAAAUAGCACACGCUGUUGGCUGUACGUUGUUAAUGCUACCCAGGCAUAUCAAAGUGUCAUGGCUAAGGUGUGAACCACCUGCCACUGGGACACAAACUUCAAUACAAGAGCCGUAAAUUUAGGCGAGAGUAAUGACUAAUAUCACAAACAGCCUUCUAUUAUUUUUAUUUAUAUGAAUAUGUUACUGUACACACUUGUAAUUUUCAAACUGAAUUUCUUUUAAUGAUGCGACCUGCCUACAAUAUCUUCAUAGCCCACCAGGGGGCUGCAGUCUGUAUUUUGGGAGUCACUGAUUUAAACAAUCAUUAUGAACUUGAAUUUGCAUUAAGAAAUAGUGUUUAUUCAUUAAAGAUGUUAGGAUAUAUUCAUAGAAGAUGAUUAAAUCACCUAACAAUCAUGAAAAGCGCCUGUGACACGAGAAUAAAUUGGCAGAGGUACGCCGUGGUGCUACAUGUUUAACUGCUGACUUAAGAUGAGAUUAAAGUUGUGAUAGUUGUCACUUAGAAAGUCCUGGUCAGUGCUGAAGGUAAGAAAAAACAAGGCUACAGGUUAAUUUUCCCAAACUUGUGAAAGGAAAAACCCUAAAUUCAUACUGUCUCUGUAACACACACAAACACAGUGUCCCCAUUACACACAUAGGAAAGCACACACACACACACAUGCUUCCCGCCCGCCUCCCCGUUUGGUUCGUUUCUGUUGAUUGGUCCAUAACACUCAGCAUAAGCCUUAAGUAAACAUACUCUAUUAUUCUGUAAAUCAAAACAUUAAAAAGAAGAAAAGACGAAACUAACAGAGAAGAAAAGGAAACGUGUACUGUAGCUGUUACAUUUUUAGUCCUUCUGUUCAUUUUCUGCUGUUUUUCUUAAUAUUUCUAAUCUGAUGUCUGAGCGCGGCGAGACUGUCGUCAUGAACGCAUCGUGUUUUAAAAAAAAAUGAAAGU
This is a messenger RNA of Oreochromis aureus, 6537 nucleotides long. RefSeq names its product family with sequence similarity 53 member C (gene fam53c). The coding region runs from base 1383 to 2696 and encodes 437 amino acids. Gene Ontology annotation, biological process: protein import into nucleus. The record is from RefSeq and is a predicted model, not a curated record. The transcript is spliced from 5 exons. Gene Ontology annotation, cellular component: nucleus. Lineage: Eukaryota; Metazoa; Chordata; Actinopteri; Cichliformes; Cichlidae.